This is a messenger RNA of Neopsephotus bourkii (Bourke's parrot), 2307 nucleotides long. It is a transcript of the gene MTPAP, whose product is annotated as mitochondrial poly(A) polymerase. Gene Ontology annotation, cellular component: mitochondrion. The transcript is spliced from 9 exons. The record is from RefSeq and is a predicted model, not a curated record. Gene Ontology annotation, molecular function: poly(A) RNA polymerase activity. NCBI's taxonomy places the organism in Eukaryota, Metazoa, Chordata, Aves, Psittaciformes, Psittacidae. The coding region runs from base 22 to 1770 and encodes 582 amino acids.
GAGGCUGCUGCCGGCCUGAUAAUGGCGCACCGGGCGGGCGGGCGGGCGCUGUCCGUGCUUCUGAGCCACCUGCGCCUCCCCGGCCCGGCGGCGACCGGCGGCUGCGCGGGAUGCGGGCAGGCCCGGCCCGGCUCCUCCGGCGCUGCGGUGCAGAAGGCGCCGCAGGCGGCCGGCCCCGAGGAGGCGGGUGAAGAUGCUGAAGUCAAUACCAAAAAGAAGACAUUUGCUGAGGUCCAAACAGAACGAUUGGAGCAAGCAGAACGGACUGUUUUAAUUAAGUGCCCACCAAAACUGAAUGAAAAAAAAUUAUUGCAGUAUUUAUCCAGUCAUGGAAACAUUAAAAGUCAUUUCUUUUUUGAAAAUCGGGGUAUCCAUGCUUUAAUAGAAUUUUCGGAAAAGAACAGUAUAGCCUCGUUGCAGGACGCCAUUGGAGUCCCAAGUGCUGCAGAGUAUCACGUUGUUCCAUUUAAAUCUAGACUUUUUACUUUCAUGCUGAAAAACCCAGUUAGUCAAGCUGCUGAAGGGACACCGCUUCACCUCUCUCCUCAGUCUCACAUUCCAGUGAAAGAGCUUAUUGAGAAGCUUUGUCAUGCAGACAGUAUAAGCAGUCAGAUGUACAUCCUACUUAAUGAGUAUCAGCUUACAGAUGAAAAUAUCAAGCUCCGAUACCUGGUCUGUUCCCUGGUUCAGGAUUUUGCACGUGCGUAUUUUCCAGACAGCACAGUAAAGCCAUUUGGCUCUUCAGUCAACACUUUUGGCAAAUUGGGAUGUGAUGUGGACAUGUUUCUGGACUUCCGUGAUACACAAAAGCAUGCCGCAAAAAUGAAAAAAGGUCCCUUUGACAUGGAGUAUCAAAUGAAAAGAUUACCAUCUGAAAGAUUAGCAACCCAGAAAAUUCUGUCUGUGGUUGGUGAUUGCCUUGAUAAUUUUGGUCCUGGAUGUGUGAGUAUACAGAAGAUACUCAAUGCUCGCUGCCCGCUGGUGAAAUUUUCCCAUCAACCGACAGGAUUCCAGUGUGAUCUGUCAGUGAGCAACAGCAUCGCUAUAAAAAGUUCAGAACUCUUGUACAUCUAUGGCUGUCUGGAUUCCCGUGUAAGAGCACUAGUGUUCAGUGUACGAUGUUGGGCUCGUGUUCAUGGACUUACAAAUAGUAUUCCUGGCACCUGGAUUACAAACUUCUCUCUGACUAUGAUGGUCAUGUUUUUUCUGCAAAGGAGAUCACCACCUAUCAUUCCAACACUAGAUCAACUUAAAGAACUGGCAGAUCAAAAAGACAAGCUUAUAAUUGGAGGAUAUGAUUGCUCAUUUGUUAGUGACUUAAGCAAGAUUAAAUGUACAAAUAAUACAGAAACACUUGAUGUAUUGUUGGGUGACUUUUUUGAAUAUUACGGAAACUUUGAUUUCAGAAGGAAUUCCAUAAAUCUUCGAAAGGGAAAGGAAGUAAAUAAACCCGAGUCAUCUCCUCUUUAUAUCUGGAAUCCCUUUGAACAAGACCUUAAUAUUAGCAAGAAUGUUAAUCAGCCACAGCUGGAGAAAUUUGUAGCUAUGGCCAGAGAAAGUGCCUGGAUUUUACGGAAGGAAGAGAAAGCUCAGCAAAUGAUCAAUAAAGAGCCUUGGGGACUGGCAGCCCUACUGAUACCAUUUGGAAAAAGUAAUUCCAACAAGGCGAAGGAUAGGCUGAAAGGAAUAGGAAGUGAAACAAUCAGAAACCUCUUGGACUCUUUAAAGUUAAAUAAUCCAAACAAUCUACAAAAAGCAGUGGGAAAGUGACUUUCAGCACAGAAACACAGCAGCUAAUAUUCUGUUUUAGGAAUUGAAGGUGACAUACAGUCUGAAGAACGUUACUUUUAAUAUUUCUGUUAUGGUGAAAUGGAGAGUAAAAUUACCUCUGUUUUCCAUUGUGAUGCUUUUUGUACAGGUCUGCUUUCUUUCUGUACGUUUUUCUCCUUGCUCUUCACUUUUCCAUCUGUUUUAUGAAUGAAGAACAUUCAAAUGCAAGUUUUACAAAUACAUUUUGGAAGUAGUCUUCAGUUGGGCCCUGUUUAAAAAAAGACUGAGAGGAACAGCAUGGGAAGAAGACUUUGGGAAUUCUGUUGGCUAACAUACAAAUGAUUUGCUAAAUAAAAGCUCAAGAAACAAGCACCUUUCGUUAAAACCUCAGUGUGGAAGAUUAAUGUGCUAGAACCAUUGCUUCCAAUCCAGUCAUGUUUUGGAAACCAGUAAAACCGAAGUGCAUGUAUCUGUGUUUGCAGUUGUUUUCCAUUCAUGUAGAUAGUGCCAGAACAAAAUAAAGAGAAUGGAAUUAGA